AUGUUGGUGGAACUGGACUCGUGGAUGGACGAACUGGCCCUCGUGGUGAUCGCCGCCGGGCUGGUGCUGUGGGUGUGCUACUUCCGGCACUUCAGCUACUGGACAGAGAAGGGCGCCCCCCAGUCGCGACCCUGGACGCCGUUUGGAAACUGUUACAAGUCCAUCGUGCAGAAACAAAUGCUGUCAGAGGACCUCGACGAACUCUACCAUCAGUUCAGAGAUAAGCGCUACGUGGGCUACUACCGUGGACUUGAACCCCGCCUGCUGGUCAUCGACCCAGAUCUCAUUCGUCAAAUACUGGUCAAGGACUUUGACUACUUCACCGACCGAGAACCUGUCCCUGUAGAUGACCCAAUACUGGAGGGUCAGCUGUUCUUCAUGAAGGGCGAUCGAUGGCGCCGUCUGCGCAACAAACUCAGCCCACUGUUUACCAGUGGCAAGCUGAAGAACAUGUUCCAGACGCUGAACGAGUGCGGCAGCGAGAUGGUGGAGGUGCUGGCGGACGCCGCGCGGGAGGGCAAGGUGCUGCAGUUCCGAGAGGUGUUCGCCCUCUACACCACGGAGGUGAUCGCCACGCUCGCCUUCGGCGUCAAGCUCAACUGCCAGAGAAACCCGGACUGCGACUUCAGGAUGUGGGGCCGCAUCCUCUUCCAGCCACGGGCCAGGCCCUUCAAGGAGAUCGCCACCGAAAUCUUUACGCCUCCCCUCAAGCGGUACUACGAUUCCAGAGCUCCUAGGAACAAUACACUGCAGUUUUUCGACAAUAUGGUGAAGGAGACAGUCCACGAUCGCUUAGAAAAUUCCAUCAGAAGGAACGAUUUCAUGGACCUGUUUAUCCAGCUGCACACGAAGGGUUUCGUCGAAGGCGAGAAGCAAGGAGGCACUGACUGGAAACUGUCGGAGAACGAAGUGUCGGCACAGGCCUUCCUGUUCUACAUCGCCGGCUUCGAGACGUCGUCGACCACGAUGAGCUUCGCUGCUUACGAGUUGGCAGUGAACCCGGACAUCCAGCAGCGGGUGCUGAAGGAAAUUGACUCCGUGCUGGCAGAGAGCGGCGAGAUCUCGUACGACUCUCUCGCGGAGAUGAAGUACCUCGACAGAGUGCUGUCAGUGAAGAAGUUGGUAGCAUACUUAAAACUUAAGUGA
Schistocerca serialis cubense is the source of this 1146-nucleotide messenger RNA. RefSeq names its product probable cytochrome P450 6a14. Lineage: Eukaryota; Metazoa; Arthropoda; Insecta; Orthoptera; Acrididae. Gene Ontology annotation, molecular function: oxidoreductase activity, acting on paired donors, with incorporation or reduction of molecular oxygen; heme binding; iron ion binding. The transcript has 6 exons. Bases 1 to 1146 code for a protein of 381 amino acids. The record is from RefSeq and is a predicted model, not a curated record.